AUUCCAAUCGGAUUCAGUGCUUAUCUUGCGCCAAUGUAAAUCGGACGUGAAUUUCUACACGGAUACCUAAGUUUUGUCGUUGUCUCCUCUGUCUCUGAACAGUGUGUUUGUUUUGUAUUACACCGCGUCAGCCAACCCGUCCCCCGCCCGCACAAUCGCCGCCGAUGCAAACAAAGAGUGGAAAAUUUUCAAUUUCCAAAGCAGUCGAAACCUUUUACUAUUGAAAAGUUUGCAACGUUCUGCUUAAUUGCGUAGCAAAAAAUUGAGUUUAUUUUUGGCCAGAGUCGAGUACUGGCCUAAAUUCCUAUUGACCGUAUAGACCCUCUUUCUUGGAUGGGUGUGAAGCGUAGCAUGCAAGUAAAUUGGAGCAACAAGGACUGUUUGGGUCUCCGUAAGCGUGUCUGUGGAUUGCAUCAAACCUGGAAGUGGCUUCACCAGACACCCGCCCUUCACGAAUAUCUCAUCUCGGCCAGCUCGGUGGCAGCAAAUACAGCAGCUUGCGAGUCCAAAAGGUUCUAAAGUCCAAAGCCAACCGCGUCGCAACCAAAAAGCAAUAAACCAAAAGGAAGGAAUACGACAAAAAAAAUAACCAAAAAAAAAUAAA
Molecule: messenger RNA, 604 nt
Organism: Drosophila nasuta
Lineage: Eukaryota; Metazoa; Arthropoda; Insecta; Diptera; Drosophilidae
Exons: 1
Coding region: 334-519 (61 amino acids)
Source: RefSeq, a predicted model, not a curated record